CAUGUUUGGACCAGAGUUUUCGUGGGGACAUGGAAUGUCGGCGGAAAAUCACCAGUAGGAAGCCUAGCUGCAGAUUUGGAUGAAUGGCUAAAUUUAAAGAACUCAGUGGACAUCUACGUUCUUGGGUUUCAAGAGGUUGUCCCUCUUAAAACAAUGACAGUAAUUGGACUGGAAGAUUAUACAGACGCGAGAAAAUGGAACCUGUUGAUAGGAAAAACUCUCAACAACAAAGUUGGGUGUGUUUGGUUGACACCUACGAUGAAUUCUCCAAUAAUUAGUGAUGACUACGAGUAUGCCAAACCUUCGAAUUCUAGAGGACAAUCAAGAUUUAGAAGGAGCACAACUCCGCAGAGAGAAAGAAUGAAAACUCUACAUGGUGGGGAGCAGGGAGGAAAUCCUGCAUAUAAACUGAUGGCCAGCAAGAAGAUGGUGGGAAUCUUCAUAAGUGUAUGGAUGAAAAGGGAUAUUAUAAGGAAGUACCGAGUUUCAAAUGUGAAGGCGUUUCCAGUUGCUUGUGGUAUAAUGGGUUGCCUGGGAAACAAAGGUGCUGUCUCAGUCAGCAUGUCAAUAGAUGGAACUAGUUUUUGCUUCAUUACUGCUCAUUUGGCUUCUGGCCAGAAGAAAGGGGAUGAAUUGCGAAGAAAUCAACAGGUAGGGGAGAUCUUUAAGCGAACAGCCUUCCCUCGUCUUCCUCAAGAGUUUGAUGAUCCUCUUCCUCCCACCAUAUCCGGACACGACCGAAUAUUUUGGUUUGGGGACCUGAACUACCGACUAUGCAUGGACGAUGACAAGGCCAGGGAGUUAAUAAGAAAGAAGAAGUGGAAAGAACUGCAGAAGUUUGACCAGCUUAAGAAGGAACAGCAACGAGGAGUAUUCCAAGGAUGGAAAGAAGGAGAUAUUGAGUUUGCACCAACAUACAAGUACUCUGUAGAGCUUGGCAAUCGAUACACAGGAGAUAAGCAUGCCCCCUUCAAUCCAAAUACAGGAGAAAAGAGAAGAACCCCAGCAUGGUGUGACAGGAUUAUGUGGUUCGGGAAAGGGAUACAACAACUUAAUUAUGUUCGUGGAGAAAGUAAAUUCUCUGACCAUAGGCCGGUCUCUGCCCUUUUUACCAUAGAAGUAGAUGUCCUGGGACCUGCUAAUUCAAAGACGGUUGCACUAAGCAAGUUUCUUACUUCAAUGAAUCUCUCUAGAUUUGAUACACCUCAAGGCCAAUCCACCACCCCUAAACGUACGUUAUUAUCACUGAUCAAGGCAGAAACAGAAGAAUCAGCACGUGAGACAGUAGAUAAUACUCAAAAUAGAUCAUAGUAUUAAGCUGGUGUUUCACAUGGCACAUUGCUACAGCUUACCAGGGUUCUAUAGGUGAAAAUAACUACCACACAUCCCUCUUCCAUAUCAAUAUUCAUGUUUAUAGCCCCAUACAAUUUUUAUUCUUUCAUCUUCUCUUCUUAAGCACCAAAUAGGUGAUAGAAGUGGAGAGGGGAUGCUUGGACAUCAGUUGUAAUUUUUCUCCGCUUUUCCCCUCUUUUCUUUUAGCAGAAGAUAAAAACACAAAGUACACAAAACAAUGUGACAAAAGCCAUUCAUGCAAAACUGAGGGGAAAAGGCACCAGAGUUUUGUGUAUACAUUGAUCAUUUACACAAAAGUGCUUGCAAAAAAUAGAAGGAUACAAAUUGAAGUAACAAACAGGCUGCUCUACAGUGUACAUAUGCAACUUUUCUCACUUCUUUACAACAUCGUAUCUUACUUGUAUAUCCAACUGAUGGGUAAUUAAAUGGUUUUCACAUAUAAUGUAUCUCAAAAUCUGUGACUUAGACUAUUAUGGAAUGAGAUACGUUAAUCAAUUAUCAACAUGAAUAAAGGGCAAAACCAUAUGCAAUGCUUACAGGAAAUCAACUUAGCUCCAUUGCCUGAAGUAGUUCUUCCAAGGCUUCUGAAUUAUCAAGAUGACAAGUAGGACAAAUACACUUCCUUUGCAACUCCUCACUGAAGAGAGCACAUUUCUCCUCCACAUUAGAAGUCUGCUUGUAUCCAGUCAAAGACAACAUGACAUGUAUAGUUAUUUUAAGCAAGAAUUUAUACAGAUACACUAGUAAUAACAGGAAUUUAUCCUUUUUGGACCUUUGCUAAAAAAAAUAGAGAAAUUUAUAAGAUUAUCAAGAAAUUAACUUCUCAACAAAUAUCUUAGUGUAAGUGAUUUUUUUUUUAUAGUCUAUGUCAACAAGUGGUUUAUUCCGCAUAGCAAUAGCCAAUAAGAUAUAGGAUAACUACUAAAACCAAUGCAUGCAAAGGUUGUAUGCAUUUCUAAUGAUGUAUGCCAUUCUGAAAUAUAGAAAAGUUGGCAAUGCAUCCUAAAAUUUAUGUACCAAUAGCUAGCAAUGAAUUCCAGUGCAGAUGUUAUGGGAAGAAAAUUAGCAGAUCCUUUUAAACUUAACAAAUGACAAUGUCCUUU
Chenopodium quinoa (quinoa) is the source of this 2456-nucleotide messenger RNA. Its product is annotated as type IV inositol polyphosphate 5-phosphatase 7-like. The transcript is spliced from 5 exons. The annotation marks the transcript as partial. Gene Ontology annotation, biological process: phosphatidylinositol dephosphorylation. Gene Ontology annotation, molecular function: phosphatidylinositol-4,5-bisphosphate 5-phosphatase activity; inositol-polyphosphate 5-phosphatase activity; phosphatidylinositol-3,4,5-trisphosphate 5-phosphatase activity. Lineage: Eukaryota; Viridiplantae; Streptophyta; Magnoliopsida; Caryophyllales; Amaranthaceae. The record is from RefSeq and is a predicted model, not a curated record.